CACCACUAGAUUAAGAGGUUUUAAGAUACUGUUCCGGCAUAGGUUUCCUCUAGGGUUCCAUAGACCCAGCAAGAAGCAUUCAAAGUGUGUUCUGUUUUCUUAGCUUAAUCAAUUCAUUUCUUAUCCCCCCUCGUGCCCAAAGCUUCUCCGAUAUUCCAGUGGUGGUUUUUCCGAUAUUGUCGUUUAACUGUUUUCCCAAGAUCUUCAGAAACACAUCCAAAGCGGUUAUAUCGGCGAUUUGUGAUGUGGCCUUGGAGCUGAGAUAAGAGAUGGUCCUACCAAAGAGAGGAAUGUUCGGUCACCGACAUCCUAAGACAACAACGAGUAUGCCAAUCGGAAGGAUUGAGGUGACUUCCUGAACAUGCUCAGAGCAGAAGUGCCAGAGCAUAAUAAUCUGAAUUUUUCUUGCAGCAAUUAUUUGAUACUUGCUGUGCUUCUCCAUUUUCUGCCAUGUCAAAUGCCUCAAAAAGUUUCGUUGCAUCUGAUAAAUAUGAAAGAGUAGGACCUGAUUACUUUGGCUAUUACUCUUCUGAAGUAGUAAAUUUAUUGUCACAAGAUGAGGAUGUUUUUCCUGUUUCUACCCAAACACCUGAGCUACCUGAAAGCAAAUAUGAAGAGGGAAGAAAGAAGAAUUUAGUCAAUCAGAGUGAUAAUUGUUCUGGUCCGUUGUAUAGUAAUGCUGUUGGAGCUUGCCUUUCAGACUUUAAAAAGGACAGAUUAAAAUCACUGCUCAGACAGAGUGUCAUUGCUCUUUCGUCCGAAGUUGAUCAGGUGGUAGACCCUGUUUUUGCAGCAUAUCAUUUGCAAGCAAACCUAAAAAGUAAAUCACAAUCAUUGAAUGAUACAGCGACUGCAUCUGACAAUGUAGUGCAAGUUCCUUGUAAAAAGCUAAAGAUGUCCUCAUCUUCAUCUUCAGACAGGUUUCUUGAACAAGCUACUAAUGUCAAUCCCCAAUGCAGUAGGAAGGAUCCCAAAUCGCACUACUUCUUGGGUUUGCCCCAAUCGGAAUACCUAAGUAAGGAAAAGACUACUGAUGAUAUUCAGUUCCUACUAGAGAAUGAUAAUGUGGAGGUUGCAGAGAUGGUGACCGAAUAUGCCAAUGAUCUAUCUGGAACACUAGGGUAUAUGGAAGAACAACUUGAGUUGCUUCUUGAUACUAUAAUGUUCAAGUGCAGGUCCAUGACCCUUGCUGAGAAACAAAGGCUACAAAGUUUAAUUCAGAAGCUACCAGCAAGAAAUCUUGACCGUGUAGUGGAGUUAAUUUGGCGAAAUAGGCCAAUAGAAGAACAAAAUUGUGACAAAAUAUUUGUUGAUUUGGAAAAAGAGGAUGAUGCUACACUCUGGAGACUCUAUUAUUAUAUUGAAGCUGUUGAGAAAGCCAAAAGUCUUUCUUGUAGUCAAGAGGCCUAGUUUUCUAAAUGCUUUAAAAAGCCUCUGAGCCUUAAUGAUAGUUCAUUAGAGCUCUCAGGUUUUUCUGAUCUUCCUAACUCUAAAAUUUAGAGUUUAGAGUUUAGAUUAUACAGAUUUUCAAAACGCUUACCUCUGUUGCGACAACAGGGAUACUAUAGUUCAUCGACUUGAGUUAAAUGCCCUAUACCUGAAAUGUAUAGCAUUUAGUUUUUUUUCCUUUUCUUCUCUUGACAUGUAUAUCUUGAGAAGUUAGUCACCAAAUAUGUAUCAUCCCAGAUUGUGAUAGGAUAUAUGUUAUGAGUCGGAAUUGCAUCUUGUAUUGAUAGCAAAACGUGACGUGAGAUAUAUUCAAGAGAAGAAUGAUAGUUCUUCAAAUUUUUUAACUACUGGUUACUUUUUCCUUUG
Glycine soja is the source of this 1815-nucleotide messenger RNA. RefSeq lists its product as uncharacterized. The coding region runs from base 451 to 1410 and encodes 319 amino acids. Lineage: Eukaryota; Viridiplantae; Streptophyta; Magnoliopsida; Fabales; Fabaceae. The record is from RefSeq and is a predicted model, not a curated record. The transcript has 9 exons.